Messenger RNA from Vitis vinifera (wine grape), 972 nucleotides. RefSeq lists its product as hypothetical. Lineage: Eukaryota; Viridiplantae; Streptophyta; Magnoliopsida; Vitales; Vitaceae. Bases 1 to 972 code for a protein of 323 amino acids. The record is from RefSeq and is a predicted model, not a curated record. The transcript has a single exon.
AUGAUGAAAGCUUCAGUUAAGUUUCGAGAAGAUGAGAAAAAACCUUUAUUCAGAGCCAAAGUUGCUCUCAACAUCUUGGGCUUUCCAUUUCGGUACGGCGUCGAAGCCGGAGACGCCACAGACCUGCGUUUUAACCUCUCCACCUUCUUUGAAUCCGGGCCGUUGAUCAAAUUCUCUUACCGCCACAAUGAUUCUCUCACCCCUUUCGCCGUUGCCGUCAAGACCGGAAUCGGCCGCUUCGGGUCCCCGAUCGGGGCUCCCAUAGCCAUGGCUGCUGAGUUCAACCUCCUUGGUACUGGAAGUCCCAGUUUCUUCAUCCAUUUCAGGCCUCAGAUCGGUGAUUUCUCCAUCAAACGAUCUAUGCAGUCGCAGAUCGCUUUGCCGCCUCAGUCUUCGAUUUUCACUCCCAAAUUCAAGGCGCCUGCUGACGGCGCCGAUUUGGAGGUCGAUGGAUCGGUUGACGAUGCAGAACCGCCAGGGGCAACCGGGAAGAGAAUCAGUUUUCCCGUUGGAAAAGUGAUCGAUAGUGUGUUUUCUGGCGUGGAGUUGAGUGCGGGGACUGCUGUACGGUUGAUGAACCGUGCCGUGCUGAAACUCAGGUGGAACCUUAAGUUUCCGGCGGAGUUCAAACCUACCUGCGCCGGAGACAACAUCACGAAUCAGACGGCCGGGAUAUCUGGCGACAAAGCCCCUUUCCUUGUGCUAAGCAAAAUCGGAAUCGAACACGUGGCAGCUGAUAACAGCCCGCACAGCAGCACUGGCGUGGCAGGGACGUGUUUGUCAAUGAAGCGUGAGCUGGACGCUUUACGAGCACAGAACGAGUCAUUGAGAAAAGGAAUAGCCGAGCUCCGGUCAGAAAUCAACGCUGGAAAGUAUUCUCCGGUACAGAUAAUUGGAGGGAAGGCUCCAGGAGACGACGGAGUCACCGGUAAAGAAACUGACGGGAAUGCCACGAGCAGCGCCGGUACGUAA